Messenger RNA from Solea solea (common sole), 3437 nucleotides. RefSeq names its product nuclear receptor subfamily 1 group D member 1-like. Gene Ontology annotation, molecular function: zinc ion binding; RNA polymerase II cis-regulatory region sequence-specific DNA binding; nuclear receptor activity. The transcript is spliced from 8 exons. NCBI's taxonomy places the organism in Eukaryota, Metazoa, Chordata, Actinopteri, Pleuronectiformes, Soleidae. The coding region runs from base 495 to 2243 and encodes 582 amino acids. The record is from RefSeq and is a predicted model, not a curated record. Gene Ontology annotation, biological process: hormone-mediated signaling pathway; positive regulation of transcription by RNA polymerase II; negative regulation of transcription by RNA polymerase II.
CACAAACACACACGAGACAAGUUGGAGCGAGCGAAAAGGCGGUCACAUUUCCUCACCUGCAAACGUGAUUGACGCGGGUGUCUGUAUCAGUGGGUGUGUGCGUGUCGUGCCCGACACCCCGUUCAUGGAUAUGCUGACUCUACUUUCUUGGAAUCCAUGAGAAUCGCGUUAUCUUCGCUCGUGCAACAUCACACUCGCUCGCGCACAUUAUCCAUAGCGCAGAAGACAUCCAGGUGUCUCACUCACUCACCAGAACACACCACAAGAGAAGCGAGCUCGAACAGCCAACUGCCUGCUAUUCACUGAGGAAGAACUUUACGCGCACUGGACGCGUUUCCAUUGCUGCUGAGCCUCUUUGCGCUCCAUGGAGCAGGUGUUUAUUGACGAAAAGCCAUUUCUUGACUUUCUCCUCUGUCUUCCCAAGACGUUUGCUCCAGUCUAGUGACACUCUUCCAGUUUAUUUAAAGUUAACAACAACAACAACAACAAGAACCAUGGAUAACAGCCCAGGAUUUGGAGGGGUCAUCCUGUAUGCAGGCUCCUCAGGCAGUGCCAGUCCCAGCCCUGGCAGCCCCUCCAGCGGGUACCAGACACAGUCGCCCUCUUCACACUCCCAGCCCUCAUCUCCAGAGGAGGUUACUUUCACGGAGAUUGGGCCACUGAAACAGAGGGCAUCGGGGCGCACCACCCCAUCCUCCAAACUGAUAUUCCAGUUCCCAGAUGUCUACAGUGGCCCUUCAGUAGCAGCCACUCCACAGCAUACCUAUGCACACCCCAUCGCAGGAAAGAGGCCAUGCGGCAUCCCAGGAACUUUCACCAAAACUGGUGGAAUGGUCCUGCUUUGCAAAGUCUGUGGCGACAUCGCAUCUGGUUUCCACUAUGGAGUGCAUGCAUGCGAGGGUUGCAAGGGGUUUUUCCGACGCAGCAUCCAGCAAAACAUCAAUUACAAGAUGUGCGUGAAGAAUGAGAACUGUCUGAUCAUGCGCAUGAACCGAAACCGUUGCCAGCACUGCCGUUUCAAGAAAUGCCUCUCUGUUGGCAUGUCGAGAGAUGCUGUGCGUUUCGGCCGCAUCCCUAAGAGAGAGAAGCAGCGACUUCUGGAUGAGAUGCAGAGCUACAUGAAUAGCCUGAAUGAGUCAGCUGCCAUGGACAUGGACUCAACUACAGUGAGAGACACUCUCCCCAAAAUAGAAGAUAACACCUCCAAAGAGGCCAUUGGUGCCAUUUCCAGAGCGUACCGUGACAUCUUCACCAACAGCAACAGCAACAUCCAGGAGAGAGUAGCCAAGAAAACCACCGUCACCACUACUACCACCAACAAUAACAACAACACCACCUCUCUCUACUCUCAGGAUGCCACUUUUCCCAAAGUCUCAUCUCACCCCAACUUCACCCAGAGUUAUCAGUCUUGCCCUGUUGCCCCUGCCACCCUAAGCCCAGCUGCCCCCAAUGACAAUCAUCCUACAUUCCACAGUGUGGACAACAACCGCUACACCUACUUUGUGUCAGCAAAUCACAAUCAUAACCAGUUUAAUGGAACAGCACUUCAGAGCAGCACCUCAGUCAGUCAUAAUAAUUUUUGCAAUGCAGGAAGUGUCACAAAUCAGCCAUCCUGCCCAUGGAAAUUAGCUCCAGGAGCUAAAGUGCUGGCUUGUCCUCUGAAUGCAUGCCCUGUAUCAGGAGCAGAGCGCACGAGUCAGGAGAUAUGGGAAUCGUUCUCUCAGUGUUUCACACCUGCUGUCAAGGAGGUUGUCGAGUUUGCCAAGGGCAUUCCAGGAUUCCAAGAGCUUAGUCAACAAGACCAAGUCAUGCUGCUCAAGUCAGGCACCUUCCAGGUCCUGAUGGUUAGGUUCUGCACCUUGUUCAAUGCUGAAGAACGUACAGUGACCUUCCUUAAUGGACAAACUUACCCACUCUCUACCCUUCGAGGUUUGGGCAUGGGCUCCUUGCUGGAUGCAAUGUUCGAGUUCAGUGAGAAGUUGGGCUCUCUGGGGCUAGAACCAGAUGAAAUGGCCCUCUUCAUGGCUGUGGUACUGGUCUCUGCAGAUCGUUCUGGCAUUUCAGAUACGUGGGCUGUGGAGCAGCUCCAGGAGGGUCUGAUUCGUGCCCUGCGGUCACUGAUCAACCGACGUCGUCCAGACGACACCACCCUCUUUCCAAAACUCCUCCUGCGCCUGCCAGACUUGCGCACCCUCAACAAUCUACACUCUGACAAACUGUUGGCCUUUCGCAUUGACCCUUGAGCAGGCUCAUGGAACACACAGACAAAAACUUUUUUUACACAAAUGUAUACAGUACACAACAUUAACAUAACCUUCCAAGCCUCCUGCAAAUUACACAAAAAAGGAAUUUUGCACCUGAGGACCAUGCAGUGUUUUAUAAACAUAUAACCUUGUGUACAUUAACCAUAACACCUCUUGAAAGACAGUAUUCCCUAAAAAAUAGUGUAGAGUUACUAUUAUCCUUUUUGACAGAUCACUUUCUGCAUUCACUCCUUAUAUCCAAAGUAAUUAAAAAUAAAAGCAAGUUGACUUUUGUUUAUUCCUUAAGUCGCACAGUUUCAACAGGUCAUCACUGAGCGGCAAAUGAAAGAUGACAUAUUGUAGACAGUUAUUAAAUAUGUUUAUCACUUAGUACAACGUUUAUUACAUAGGGACCAUUAGUGAUGAUUGACCGUGAGUCAGUUUGUAUUUAAGGGAAAGGGAACCUGUAUAUAAUAUGAAGCAAAACCAGAAAUAUUAAGACAAUUGUGUAUCACUCUUUCACAAAUAAGCCAUCUACAUUAGCACUGGAAUGAGACCACUAUUUCAAUGUUUCGCUUGUAAACAAUGGGCUGCAUUGUGUCUUUUAUUAUUUUUGACUAAUCUUCCAGAUUUCAUUGGUCAAUGUAAGUUAACAAAAAAAGAUCUGUCUGCAUUAAUUCUAUCACAAGUAGCAGAUGGAGAGGCUCCAUGCAUGUUGGACUUUAUAAUUCCUUUGUAUAUUUUUGUACAUAUUAUUUCACCCUAGUGUUUAUGUAUCAAUGACUGAACUGGUAUAUAUGCAAGGGAUUGUACAGAUGAGUUCAGUGUAAAGAAGAAUGUAUUGACCUUCCUGUACUGGAUUAGGGUUUGGCCAUUGCCAAGGGGGCUUUACAAAGGAGACGGUGGUCGGGAUUCUCAGAUAGCUUUAGUCUCACGUCUUGCUAUCAGAUGAUGUAUAACCAACCAGCACAAUCCCUCAAAUCACCAGCAUUUGCUCCACAUGCACCCUUCCUCUGCCCAAAAUGUUUGUCAUACAAACACAAGAGAUAUUUUUGGGUGAGAGAUCUUAUUCGAUUGGUCUUCUCACUGUUUUGCUUGUUUGAUUAUGGCUGAUUGAGCACAUCUUGUAUAUUUUGUAAAUUUGUCUUCCUAUAUAGAAAUGAUCUAAUGAUAUAAAGUUUGAAUUAUGUAUUA